Molecule: messenger RNA, 564 nt
Organism: Trichomonas vaginalis G3
Lineage: Eukaryota; Parabasalia; Trichomonadida; Trichomonadidae
Exons: 1
Coding region: 1-564 (187 amino acids)
Source: RefSeq, a predicted model, not a curated record
AUGUUCGAGAAAAAGUUCAACAUUGAAGUACAAACUUUACAGCCUUUACGUGAGUUUCUUGCACAACUGAAAGAAGAAGGUAGUCAGCCACAACUUAUAGACUUUCAUUAUGAAUUUAAUGAAAAUGAAGAUGGAACUCAUGACUGUCAAUUCAUUGUAUUCUCACCAUUCAAUGAAGUCGCUAAAAAGAAAGAAAAUCCAUUACGUAUAAGAUUUCAAAUCUCCGAACCAAGUGAUGAUUUUAAGAAUGUUUUCAAUUAUGAUGCAAUGCUUCCGAGGAAAAAUGAAUUUUCAAAGAUUGUAACACCUGGCAUUUGGGAUAGAAAGCAAGCAAUACUUUACUCUAAUAUAGCCAAAGGCGUUGAAAAUGAGUUCAUUGGUCAUACAAGAACUUCACCACUUCCUAACCCUAAAUACUAUAAAUUAACUGGCUUCAAUCGUGAGUUUUGGAUAGACAUGUUCUCCACUCAUGACCAUAAAUGUCCGGUGUUCUUGCCUCCAGACCAUAAGGACUGUCUCUACAUUGAAGCACAACUCUUAAACUCUACCAUCGCAGUAUUGUAA